AUGAAAAAUUUUGAGAGAAAUAAUGAAAAUAUUCAAAUUUCUACAUCAAUAAAUGAUAACCUCGAAAUUCCUUUAUUAAUAAAAAAACAAUUAAAUUUGAGAGAUUUAAGAUGUAAAAACAAAGAUUUAAGUAAGAAGAAUGCUGAUAUAAAAAAAACUCUUGAAGAAAAAGAAAAAUCCUUUAGUUUAAAAGAAAAAAUAUACAAUGAAAAUAGAGAAAAAAUAAUAAAAGAAUAUCAACAAGCCAUGAAAGAUAAUUAUGAUAGACAAAUAAUUUUAGAGGAAAAAAUUAAAAAUAAAGAAAAAAAAAUAAAGUUAUUUGAUAUAGAAAUUAAAAAGUAUAUAGUAACUAUUGGACAGAUGCGUGAGCGCAUAAAAAAAGCAAGCUGUGAUACACAAGAAAGGGAGAAAAGUCUCAGUUUUUUAAGUAAGUUUAAAGAUAAUUCAACUGAAUUUGUUCAAUUAGAUAUGUUUGACAGAUUGGAAACAAUAUUUAACUCAAGAGAAUUCAUACAAAAAAAAAAGGAAAAGUUGAAAGCAAAAAUAAAUAUUAUAAAGGAUAAAAUAAAAGAUAUUGAAGAAAAAAAUAAUUUAGCAUUAAUGAAUAAAGAAUUAGAAUAUAAAAAUCUAGUACAAGCAUCUGAAGUUGUUUUAGAAAAAGAAAAAAAAAUUGAAGAACGUUUAAGAGAUAAUAUAAAUGAACAUAACAAGAGAGCAUUAUUAUUAAAUAAAAUAAUUUUAUGCAUUGAUAAUUUUUUAAGCCGUUUUUCUUCAUUUCUUCCAGAGUUACGUCAUUAUAACAUUAAAAAAAAUGAAGAAAAAAUAAAUUUAGAAAAAAAAAAUAAAACUCAGGAUAUAAUGGACGAUAUGCAGUUCCUCGAUAUAGCAGAUUUUAAUAAUUUAGAAGAGGAAAUUCUUAAAAAAUUAGACAUAAUCUACAAGUAUAUAAAGGAUACAUUAUAUAUAAUUAAUAAGGCAAAAAAAGAAAUAUCAUUAAAAGAUGAUAAUCCUAUGGAAUAUAUGAAAAAUAAUUUAGAUGAAAAUAUUGAAUUUUUUACAUACAAUGGUAAUGUUAAAGGAAAAAAUAACUAA
This is a messenger RNA of Plasmodium gallinaceum, 1092 nucleotides long. Its product is annotated as conserved Plasmodium protein, unknown function. Bases 1 to 1092 code for a protein of 363 amino acids. NCBI's taxonomy places the organism in Eukaryota, Apicomplexa, Aconoidasida, Haemosporida, Plasmodiidae. The record is from RefSeq and is a predicted model, not a curated record. The transcript has 9 exons.